This is a messenger RNA of Protopterus annectens (West African lungfish), 3077 nucleotides long. RefSeq names its product intercellular adhesion molecule 1-like. Bases 51 to 1364 code for a protein of 437 amino acids. Gene Ontology annotation, molecular function: integrin binding. The record is from RefSeq and is a predicted model, not a curated record. Gene Ontology annotation, cellular component: membrane. NCBI's taxonomy places the organism in Eukaryota, Metazoa, Chordata, Ceratodontiformes, Protopteridae. Gene Ontology annotation, biological process: cell-cell adhesion. The transcript has 6 exons.
AUAAAAAAAUUGUACUUUCCAGGCAGUGGUGCUUUUGAUUUGGAUUCAGAAUGAAACAUUUACUUUCUUUAAUUGGAUUUUUGUGUUUUUCACUUUUUAAUGAAGUUAUCAAGGCCAAUGGACAUGUGUUUCUUUAUCCACCCAUCGUUGUUGCAAAAUAUGGACACUCAGUGACCCUAAACUGCACCACAGAUGUUGUUACUAGGACAUUAUUUAAAUUUGAAAAGUCAGGCAAUGCUUUCCAAAUAAAUGGCACAAACUGGAUUUGCUUAAAUAUGACCAUUGAUCAGUGGGAUAUAAAUCCACACUGUGUUGUCAAUUAUAUUGAUGGUCAAAAUAGCAGCAAUUUCAUUAUCACAGUAUUUGAUUUCCCAGAAAAUAUCAUUUUUGAACCAUUACAUGAAAUGGAAGUGAAUAAAACUUAUAAUCUGACCUGCACUGUCCCGAAUGUUGGUCCUGUGCAGAACUUGACAAUAAAGAUACUGAAAGGCAAUGAAGAGCUUAUUGUACAAGAUUAUCCACAUGACAAUCAGAAAAAACAUCAGAAUAUGACUGUGUCCCACCCCUUCACGCCACAAAUAUCAGAUCACGGGAGAAACCUCUCAUGUUCUGCAGAACUUAACCUCAGUUCUGUUGGUGAAGUUCAUUGUACUAACUCUUCUGUGAACUUGAAAGUUUAUGCUUUUCCAGAAAAUGUGACACUAACUGUUCCAAAAGCAGUAGAAGUGAAUCAGACUACAACUGUGAAAUGCGAGAUUUCCAAUGUACAUCCACCAGAAGAUCUGAAAGUCCAGUUGUUACUUAAUGGUACAGAACUGACAACAACACGUCACACCGUAGGUCACUCUGUUUUGGCAGAGGCUCGCUUUUCCAUUCAGGGAGGUGAACAGUAUUUGAAAUGCAAUGCAACAUUUAGAAAUAUGUCCAUUGAAAAGCAAGAGCAAGUUAUAUCAUAUGUACUGCCAGAGCUUGUCCUUCACUUGCCUAAUGUGUAUGCUGGAUACACGGCAAACAUUAACUGUUCUGUGAUUGUUGCAAAAUCAGAAGGCGUUAACAUAACACUCAAGUGUAAUGGCGAAAUCCUGCCUUUACAAGAUGGUCAGUAUGUUUUCAAAGCAGAAAAGGAAGAUAAUGGAAAAAACUGCACAUGUGAAACUGAAGUGUCAGUAAAUGGACAGAUAAUUAAGAAAACUACACAUGGAAUAAUAAAAGUGAAAUCCAUCCCAGUGAUACUUAUCUGUGGAUUGUGUGGAUGCAUAGGAAUGCUACUUAUUUUUGUUAUUAUCUGCCGUCACUUAAAAAAGCAAAAUAAGCUGGGAAGAUACAAUGUGCUGAAGGCUUUCCUUUCCACGAACAGGACAUAAGGCAACACCAAAGAAGAAAAACAGGAACCAUUGUAAAAUCCAUUCUAACAUUCUGAUUGUGACUUCUUAAAGAUAAGAUGAUAAGACCUGGCUAUGAAGAACACUAAACAAUCUGUAAGAGCAACAUGGAUUUCACUGUAUAACAGUUAUUCCAAGCAAAAAUGUUUGUAGAAUUCAGCAGUGAAGAAAGGUGCCAAUAAAGCAACCAACAAAGUUACUGCAAAACAAAAAACAAAAAAAAAAAAACAGGAAUCAUGACUGAAGGAGAUACCCAACCUCAUUCACCUCAACAAUGACCUUAAUAAUCCAGCAUCUGUGUAAAAUGUCCUAGCAGUUUAAUGACUUGCAAGCUCAUCUUGCAACACAGCAAAUCCAAAUACAUAAAGAGGGUUAAUUACAUAGGCAUGCAGCAACAAGAGGAAGAAACCUAGGUCGAGUUCUCACCAACUAUAUCUAACACACUGAAGACUAUGGACACAGAUCCCAAUGACAUAAUAUGCAUUUAUAUAUCCUUUCAUAAAAAGAAAGUAAUCUCUUAACCUAUUUGCUCCUUGAAAACCCUGAAUGGUACCUCAGUAUUUCUCCGCAAUGCUAUUGCAAAAAGAUGACAGAUCUAGAAAGACUCAAAAGUGGCACAACGUGCUCCCAACUCAACUAUAAGGUAUUUGUCCUUCAUAGAAAAUCCCAAAUUCCUACCACAUAUAUUGUCCAAUCCUUCUGUAAUUGUCAAAAGUAACUGGCUUUGUUGGAGUGAUGAAAGUAGCCCAUGCGAGGAAAGCCUAUGUACUCUUAAUGACAUCUAAAAAAAGGCUUACUUAAGUAUCCACUGCAAGCUACAACAAAAUACUUUUUUUCCAUCUAGACCAAAAGAUUUUUAACAGACUGGAUGAUAAUGUAAGUCUUUUUUUUCCUAAUAAUUUUUAUUAAAGUUUUAAAACAAACAUGAACAAUAUCAAAUACUUAAUAAUAAUGAAAAGUUACAAAUGUAUCAAACUGAAUAGAACAUGAAUUAGUUUCUUAUCUUGUAAAGAUAACAAAACAACUAUUUACAGAAGGUGUCUACUAAUAUACAAUUAAGCAUAUAUAUGUGAUUCAAUUAAUAUCAUAUGUCAAGCAUUGCUUGUUUAAGAGGUCAUUCAGUCUUUUCCAUGCAUUAUAAGAGGAUGUGAUUCUUAUGGCUUUUGUUUUCAUUGUGAUAACUUCCAGCUGGCAAACUUCAGUAGCAGUAUUCUUGAAUUCCUUAAAGGAGGGUAUUAUGUCACUCCUCCACUUUCUUAUUAUUAUUUUCCUUGCAAUUGACAUUACGCUCCAUAAAAUUACGUAUUUCACUGUUGUAACACAUUCUGGUAUUGGAGCAUUAGAAAGAACCAAGGAUAAGGUCAGUAUGAACUUGUCAGAGAAUAAGGCCUGUAAAAAAUUAUUAAUUUCUUCCCAAUAUAUUUUGAUUUUAACACAUUCAUAAAAUGUAUGUUCCCAAUCAGCUUGCCCAUCUAGUUUACACCUCCAACAAAUAAUUCUAGAUUUGGAAAUAAUUUCUAAUUCAUGAGGUAUAUAAAAUAAUCUAUGCAUAUAUUUCCAUGAUAACAUUUUCCAUUUCAGUGAAGAAUGUAGUAUGUUUAGAUGAUCUUACAAGUAUAUAAUAUACUGUUAUUAUUUAUAAUUUCUUGUGUGAAAAUCAUUAAAAGUUCAAUAAAACUUUGGGAUUUUUUUUAA